CGCGCGAGGAGGGAGGGUCGUUGUUGGUGCUGCAACUGCACGCGGCUCUGUUAACGUACAAAUUAUCGUCUUUCUUAAGGGUUACGUUAAUUACAGGUGACAGCUACGUUGCAAUAGCCUCGAGCGAAUGCACCACGCAGACAUUGUGCUGGCGUGGGUGGUUUCCCGCCCCCUCUUCACCUCUUCAAAGUUUGGGAGUUUAAUGCGAUAAGCGUGGUGCGUGAGGCGCUCCGGUGAAGGAUAUUUAUUUAUUUGAAUUGGUGUGCAGCUGAAGAGUUGAAAGUAGAAGGCAAGCUGAACCGAGUUUUAAAGCGCGAUCCGGGAAUGGAUUAAGGCCCAGAUAACUAUCAGGACGACGAGGGGGCAAGCCUUGAGCAGCUCGCCCUGCUGUUGGACACUGUUGCCCCACCUACACACGCACACACCUCUCAGCUCCCCGGCGGCGCACGUCACCGUUCAGGAUUCGGAACCGACUCGGCGCCGGCGCCUACCGUGGGAUGGCCGCGCUGCUGGUGCGGCUGCCCAGGGGCCGGCACGCCGCAGUACUCACCGGGGCCUCGCGGGGGGCGGGCCGCCCCCACCGGGCCGCCCCCAACCCCGACGGGCCCCUGGCGCGCUGCUGGCUGCACGCGGCGGCGCGGCGGUGGCGCGCGCGCUCGGAGCGGGACGACCGCCCCGCCGUGUGGGACAACUUCGGCAUCUGGGACAACCGGUUACAGAAGGAGCCCAUCAUGCUGCCGCCCAGCAUCAAGUACGGCAAGCCGAUCCCGCAGCUGAGCCUGGCACGUGUGGGCUCUGCGAGCCAGACAGGCCGGCGCUCGGCCAACGAGGACCGCUGGAGUGUGGGCGCCGUAGACGGCACGGUGCUGUACUUCGCCGUGUACGACGGGCAUGGGGGCGCCUACGCCGCCGAGUUCUGCGGCGCGCACAUGAAGCGCUGCAUCCGGCACCUGGUGGAGCAGGAGGAGGACCUGCAGGUGGUGCUGCGCCGGGCGUUCCUGCAGGUGAACGAGGAGUUCACGCUCGCGGCCCGUGCGCCCGGCAACGAGGCUCUGCUUCCGUGCGGCACCACGGCCACGGUGGCGCUGCUGCGCGACGGCGUGGAGCUGGUGGUGGGCAGCGUGGGGGACAGCCGCGCCAUCCUGUGCCGACGCGGGUUGUCGCGCAAGCUCACCGAGGACCACACGCCCGAGCGCCGUGACGAGAAGGAGAGGAUCCAGAAGUGCGGAGGCUUCAUCGCGUGGACGAGCUUGGGCCAGCCGCACGUCAACGGGCGUCUCGCCAUGACGCGCAGCAUCGGCGACAUCGCCCUCAAGGCCGUGGGCGUCACGGCCGAGCCGGACACGCGCCGCAUCAUGCUGAAGCACGGGGACGACGGCUUCCUGGUGCUGACGACAGACGGCAUCAACGUCAUCAUGAACAGCCAGGAGAUCUGCAACAUUGUGAGCCAGUGCAAUGAGCCCUCCGAGGCUGCCCAGCUGGUCGGUGAACAGGCCAUGCAGUACGGCUCGGACGACAACACGACGGUCGUGGUGGUGCCGUUCGGCGCGUGGGGCAAGCACAAGGGCGCUGAGGACAGCUACUCGGUGGGGCGCACCUUCACCUCCAGCUGGCGCUGGGCGUGACGCUGCCGCCAGGCACCGGGCACCCGGCAGCCCCCCCCCCCCCCACGGCCCCCAGGGCUCACGUAGCGUUGAAGGGAAGUCCGCCGUUCGACGGAGAUUUUAAAAUAUCGUCUGUUUCCGCGAGUUAUUUUUUUAACACAGGACAAUUUUCCCGUACGUGCUCUGUGUAAAUAUCAAACGUCGCACUUUUUACAUUUUAGGAAGUACACAAUCUUUCUUGCACUUGUUUUGAUUUAAUUUUGCUGCUUGUUCUCAAACAGAAGCUCAAUUUUUGUUUUGUUUUACGAACCGGGGGUCGGAGCCAUGGCGCUGUGAACUCUGCGAUCUGGGUUCAAUUCCCAGCCAGUGCUGACAUCGGUGGCGAGCGAUAUCUCAACCGGCCCGCACUGACCAGCACGGCGAUGUUAUGGUCACAUGACCGUCGUCAGAGGCAGAGCGUGGGGAGGCCUUCAUCCAGCAGUAGAUUGAUAACGGAAUGAGAACCGUAUAUUAUUGGCUAAUUUAAUGAUCAAAACCGGCCAAAUUUGCAACGGUCACGGAGCUCGUUGAGCACGAUGCAUCUCUUCGAUAGGACCUCGUAAAACAGCUGGCAAAAUCGCGACGGUCAUCUCAAUGGCAGGGGGGCGGCUGUUACGUCAGUGGUGGCAGUUUGUACAAUAGUGGCGUGUGUGAUGCAGCACUGAGGGACGGUUCUCUUUUCAAUUACCAGUUCACCUAAUAAAUAAAUGCGUUGCAGAAUGGGGGUCGCGAAACAGCGGCUUCCGGGUGCUGCGAGUGCGGCUCACUGUAUGCGCAGACGCGUUGAAACCUCUCGGAGCAACUUGAAUUGAAACGGGAAAAAAUCUGCGGAAGCGGCCCGGGUCACUCGCCCCUUUGCAGCGAAGCCAGAUGCAAGUACUCUGGGGGCGCUCCCGCCAAUUUCCAAAUGUAAGAACUCCAUUUCCACAGCGGUGCGAGAGAACCGGCCACGUGGCCCGCUCGGCGCACGCACCCCCGGUGUGUCUGUCGCUAGCGCCGGAGAGACAUGUUCUAGUGCACGCGUGUCAUGUGGCGCCCGGCCCCGUUGAAGGUGUUGGUUUGGCGUAGGGCAGCGACGGGCAACCCAGACGUGGGCCACCAGCUUGACAUCGUGCUUGUCCGCUAAUCGUGACCCCCACGCAUUGCCCCUAGACACGCUGAGACUAGGCCACCACGAGGGGCUCCACGGGCCGCAGGUUGCCCAUCACUGGCGCUGCGCCAGGAGGUUUGGCCACCCCUGGUCCCGACCGUGAAUGUGUGCCGCGGGAGCCGACGGAACCACUGUACCUCGGAGCACAUUGACAACCUCGACGCACAAACACUCCGAAGCACAGCUGCGAGUUGGAUAGGUGGCAUUUAAAUAUGGAAAUUAUACAAAACUGUAACCGUACAGUUAAUUCAUGCGUGGCUUCACGGGGUUAGGCUGAGCGUCGAGAAGAAACGCUCAACGGGCGGCCGACACUCGCGUUACAAGCGGACGCGUUCAGUUCCGAAUGUGUUCACUCUUCUCAAGCGGUACCGUACAGUGUUUAUAUAUUCUGAUGUGUUUGUACGGUAAAGUGAUAGUUGGCGCUUUGUACGCCGUCUUGAGCCGGCUGCGUGUGCACGAUGUAAAUAGUGACGCCGUGGCGUUCAGGCGUCGUCGGCGUACGGCUCUGCGGGCUCGCCUCGCAGCAGCCGAACCUUCUUGUAAAUAUCCGUCUUGGUGGCGGUUGACGAUGCUGGCCUCGCCCGGUGACCAUCUUUGUAGUCUGCGUUGUACAUUAGCCGCAGGAAGUCGCACGGCAGCAGCGCUGUACGUACUGUAGUGUCUCGGCCGGGCUGCAGAUCCCCUGCACCUCUGCAAGGGACACGCGGCCAAUUGGGUUUUCUUAACAGCUGUGAAAAUAUUUAACAGAGAACCAAUUAAGACUUAAUACGUUUGGCGGGCGACCAUACGUUCACACAGCUCAGUCACUGCAAGAUGCCCUCGCAGUGGCACAAGUGGCUGAGCGCAUUACAAUUUGGUACGCAGUGUUGCUAAGUUGACAAGAUUCCCUCCUCUCGUUGCCCGAUUAGUGUGGCUAGGAUGUUAGUAAUUAUAGAUGAAUAUUGUUUGCAGGCUGUGUUUUAAGUGGUAGGCCAAGGGAUGCCACUUGUGCGGGUGUGACCCGGGCAGCCCAGGAAUUAGCGCGUGUGUUCGGGUGGCAGCAGGAUUUACUUUGUGCCAAGAUCUGGAAGAGGGGUGUUGCUGUGUUGGGCUUCACUGCAGGAUGUUGCACACUUCUGCUAGACUUGGGCUGACCGAGGAAUCCAUCUGGGUUUAUCCUGCGGAAGAGGUUGUCCCCAUGCGGUUGUGAGCAGUGUGAAGCCAAGUUGCGGGCCUGCUGUUCCUGUGCCCGGGUGAACAACGAUUACCUUGCUGCAAUGGAAACCGCAAAUCAUCUCCCAUUGUGACCGGCCCCCAGAAGUGGUUCACAAACUUGUAUCCCUGUGUGUCUGCCCAACUCUUAGUCUUGAUUUUGAUGUACGUACUGAUCUCGAUUAUUUAUUCACGUGAAAUGUAGAUGUAUGUACAUUGUAGACCCGUGUUAUAUAGGUGUCCGUGUACAUUUUUACUGUAAGAAACAGAUGGAGCACUUUUCCUCUUGUCAAAUGUCGCCGCCGUUGCGAUCUGCGAGUGGCACUCGUGGGCGGCUGAGCGGAGAGCAGAUGCUGGUGGAAGUGAUCGGGCUGGCACGUUACAGCAGUGACUUAACCUCGACAUGAAACAAAGUCUGGAGAUGCGCUGUGCAAAACAUCGAUUCAUCUCCAUUCUAAAAGCUCGCAAAGUGUGCUGCAUUGAGUGGUGGACUUACACAUUUAUUUGGUUGGAUUCCUCAAGGCUCGCUUGCUUGUAAUGGGUUCCUAUUGCAAGUAACUGGUUGGAUGCUACACUCGGCACAAUGUAAAAAAAAUAAUCGGUGAUAAUUGCGAAUAAAAUCGUGAUAGUUCAUUGGAUAACAACGGUGACCUGGAGCAUGGCGUGGGGUUCAAUUGCUCCCCCCCCGCCCGCCCCUCACCCAGUGAAGGAGGAGCGUGCACAGAGGAGCUAAUUCUACUUUGUUCUUCAAGUGGCCUCUGCCACUUUCCGUCAGCCUCAGCCGAGCCACGUGUCCACGGCAGCCGCCACGCACGCACCCGUGAUCCGUGACCAGCGGUGGGGGCGCGCGCGUGUCGGUAUGCGCGGUGGCGGCGCCACUGCACAGCCCGAGGCCACCUGAGCGACAUCGUACAACCACGGCCCCAGCUGCUGCCCUUGGGAGUUUGCCUCUCUGUUUUCAUUUUGUACAGUACUCUGUUUGGAUCGCACGCGCGGCAGCAGUCGUUACUGCUCCUUGCUGCAAACUAAAGCCCUCUCGCAGGGCCAGGUGCCGAGCCAGCUUGUGCCGCACAGGGACAGCUGCUGCCGUGGGUCUCCUAGGCAAAAUCGCUCGUGAAUCAUCGCUCCCCCCCCCUACUGGCAGAUUAACGCCCACUCGCAAGCCAGGUGCUGAGCCAACUUUUGUAGCCUGUGCCGCACAGGGACAGCUACCACAGGCUGCCACUGCGGGUCACCUAAGCAAAACCACUCGGCAAUCAUUGACCUCCCCCCCCCCCCCCCCUUACUGGCAAACUCACGCCCGCUCGCAGGCCAGAUGCCGGAGUCACCUUGUGCCGCACAGGGACGGCUGCCACUGGGUGUGCCCUUUCGAGACGUGUCGAGGUGAGAAGUGAUGCGAAUUCGCUCGACGCGCGUAAAGAGAGACGCUCUGGAGACGCCGCGGAUGACUUUGCGUCGUGUGUCGGGUGGUGCUUUCGGUUCGGCGAGACGGAACUGGAUGCACUUCUUUGAGGACUGCUGUUGUGGGGUUGUCCAAGGCAUCGUUUCUGGUGGCCCUGGAAUUAAACACGAGUCGCGUCACAAUGCAAGACGACGGUGUCAUUUGCAUGCAUUGUGGGUUUUUGUUUUAUCCCCAUUCACGUCGUGAUUUUUUUUUACUGCGUUGGAACCCGGAUCGUAGUGCAUUGUUGGAGGUUGUUAUUGCGUGAGUUCUGUAAUGUUCGCGUGGCUUCAUUGAGUGCGUUACUCAAGUGGUGCUGUAGAUUAUGUUGCAAUAUUGUUUGCUCACUAUCCAUUAAACACGCACAGU
Lethenteron reissneri (Far Eastern brook lamprey) is the source of this 5794-nucleotide messenger RNA. RefSeq names its product protein phosphatase 1K, mitochondrial-like. Gene Ontology annotation, biological process: protein dephosphorylation. Gene Ontology annotation, molecular function: protein serine/threonine phosphatase activity; cation binding. The record is from RefSeq and is a predicted model, not a curated record. NCBI's taxonomy places the organism in Eukaryota, Metazoa, Chordata, Hyperoartia, Petromyzontiformes, Petromyzontidae.